UGAAGCUGAGUUCCAUCAGUGACAGACACACACACACACACACACACACUCCUGCAUUUCUUGCUCUGCUCUGCUCUGCUCUGCCAUGGGAGGAGGCAAUGGUCAGAAAGCCAGGAUGGCUCGUGAGAAACACAUGGAGAAGCUCAAAUCCGCUAAAGGUAGCCAACUAGAAACUAACAAGAAGGCCAUGACUAUUCAGUGCAAGGUGUGCAUGCAGACAUUCAUAUGCACCACAUCUGAGGUUAAGUGUCGGGAACAUGCUGAAGCAAAGCACCCCAAGGCUGAUCUCUAUGCUUGUUUCCCGCAUCUCAAAAAGUGACUGUCAUUGCAAAACAAGAACCUGUGGAUGCAGAUUACAACAUGACUCUUUCGUUUUGUUCACCAUAUCUAUGUAAUGAAGUACUUAAUUAUGUCAAUAUUAAUUAGUAUUAACAUCAAUGUUAAUUUGAGUUUAUGAA
Messenger RNA from Lotus japonicus, 458 nucleotides. RefSeq lists its product as uncharacterized. The record is from RefSeq and is a predicted model, not a curated record. The transcript is spliced from 3 exons. NCBI's taxonomy places the organism in Eukaryota, Viridiplantae, Streptophyta, Magnoliopsida, Fabales, Fabaceae. Bases 86 to 319 code for a protein of 77 amino acids.